This is a messenger RNA of Medicago truncatula (barrel medic), 1928 nucleotides long. RefSeq lists its product as uncharacterized. Bases 259 to 1659 code for a protein of 466 amino acids. The transcript has 6 exons. Gene Ontology annotation, molecular function: glycosyltransferase activity. Lineage: Eukaryota; Viridiplantae; Streptophyta; Magnoliopsida; Fabales; Fabaceae. The record is from RefSeq and is a predicted model, not a curated record.
UACAUUCUUGGAUGGCUCGAUCGCGGUGUCUGGACAGUAGUUCAUCAGUUCGUGUGAUCUCUCUCUCUGAUUUAACAGCAAAAUCUUCGCUCGAUCGAUCGAUCUGGGAGUGUGACUCAGUGAGAGCAGAUACUUGCUCGCUGAAUCAUUUCACAUGCAAUUAGAACAACUCUACACAAAAGAAGAAAGAGCGAAAACCCUAAAAAAAAAAGUAACAGAAUGCGAAUUUAGAAAUUAAUUGGUAAAGUCGUGAUUACAAUGGCGAAGCAUUCAGUAGCAUUGGCGAAGAAAAGAUGGCCGUUAAUGUUACUAGCUUUCAUAUCAAUUUCAACAGUGAUGAUUCUUUUCAUGAGACCUAACAAUUCCGAUUCAUGCAACACAACAAAGACCUUCGAAGCACAACAGAGUCAGAUUCAUCCCUCCUCCGUCGGAAAUGCACCAGCUGGUCCAAGCCCCUUGGAUUUCAUGAAAUCGAAGCUUGUUCUCAUGGUUUCGCAUGAACUAUCUCUUUCUGGUGGACCUUUACUUUUGAUGGAAUUGGCGUUUUUGUUGAGAGGUGUUGGUUCUGAUGUUGUUUGGAUUACAAAUCAGUAUCCUGCUGAACAUGAUCAGGUUAUUUAUAGUUUAGAGAGUAAAAUGCUGGACAGAGGAGUUCAGGUCCUGCCUGCAAAAGGUGAAAAGGCUGUAGAUACAGCUCUUAAAGCUGAUCUGGUCAUUCUAAAUACUGCUGUAGCUGGAAAGUGGCUAGAUGCCGUCUUAAAGGAAAAAGUUACCCUCGUUCUUCCGAAGGUUUUAUGGUGGAUUCAUGAAAUGCGAGGGCAUUAUUUCAAAGAGGCAUAUGUCAAGCACCUCCCCUUUGUUGCAGGUGCUAUGAUUGAUUCACAUACAACUGCAGAGUACUGGAAGAAUAGGACCAAGGAGAGUUUAGGAAUUAAAAUGCCUGAAACUUAUGUUGUACAUCUUGGAAAUAGCAAGGAACUUAUGGAAGUUGCAGAAGAUAGUGUAGCAAAGAGGGUUCUUCGUGAGCAUGUUAGGGAAUCUCUUGGAGUAAGAAAUGAUGAUCUACUUUUUGCCAUCAUAAAUAGUGUUUCACGUGGUAAAGGGCAAGAUCUAUUCCUUUAUGCCUUUCAUAAAAGUUUGCAGCUCAUUCAGGAGAAGAAACUCAAGUUGCCAUCUUUGCAUGCUAUAGUUGUAGGGAGUGAUAUGAAUGCUCACACAAAAGUUGAAAUGGAACUGCGCAAAUUUGUUACAGAGAAAAAGAUUCAGGACCGUGUUCAUUUUGUUAACAAAACCCUGGCAGUGGCUCCUUACCUAGCUUCUAUUGAUGUUCUUGUUCAGAAUUCUCAGGGACGGGGAGAAUGUUUUGGAAGGAUAACCAUAGAAGCAAUGGCAUUUCGCCUGCCUGUACUGGGCACUGCAGCUGGAGGCACUGUGGAGAUCGUGGUUAAUGGGACAACCGGUUUGCUGCAUCCUGAAGGCAAGGAUGGUGUGACACCUCUUGCACAUAACAUUGUGAAAUUGGCAAGUCAUGUUGAGAAGAGGCUGACUAUGGGAAAGAAAGGGUAUGAGAAAGUGAAAGAGAGGUUUCUGGAGCGCCAUAUGUCACAUAGAAUUGCAGUGGUUCUCAAGGAAAUUUUACGGAAGGCAAGGCACAAUUAAAUUAACCAGCUUAGGAACUUCACCAUUAAAUUGUAAAUUGAUUCCAAAGAAAAAGGAAGAGUGGUUCGGUUAGAAAUGAAUGAGUUGUAUAUCCCACUUCCUUUGUUCUGUAUGGAUGCGUAAUGGGUUGAUGUAUAGGACUGUGAUAUAUUACUUUCCUCGCUAAGAUCAAAAACAUGUCCGAAGGUACACUGCCUUUUUUAAAGAAAAACUUGAGCUACAGACUCUGAACCAGUGAAAAUGUACACUCCCUUUUUUUGAGAAGAAAA